Messenger RNA from Spea bombifrons (plains spadefoot toad), 912 nucleotides. RefSeq names its product cellular retinoic acid binding protein 2 (gene CRABP2). NCBI's taxonomy places the organism in Eukaryota, Metazoa, Chordata, Amphibia, Anura, Pelobatidae. Gene Ontology annotation, cellular component: cytosol; nucleus. Bases 163 to 579 code for a protein of 138 amino acids. The record is from RefSeq and is a predicted model, not a curated record. Gene Ontology annotation, molecular function: fatty acid binding. Gene Ontology annotation, biological process: fatty acid transport. The transcript has 4 exons.
UACGGAGUCUCACAGCCCGAGAGCUGCACAUCUGUACCGGGGCAAUCGCUUAAAAACCGCUGGGAAUUGCACCCUCCAGACGGACAGGGCUCUUAAACAUACCCAGGGCUGCUAUCCAAAGAGCCUUCAGCGUGCCGUGAUCCCAGACAGACAAGCGCAAAGAUGCCCGGCUGGUCAGGAAACUGGAAAAUGAAACACUCUGAGAAUUUCGAGGAGCUGCUGAAAGCUUUGGGUGUCAAUGUGAUGCUGAGGAAGAUUGCCGUGGCUGCGGCGUCCAAACCAGCAGUGGAGAUAAAGCAGGAGGGAGAGUCCUUCUACAUCAAAACCUACACCACGGUCAGGACCACCGAAAUAAAUUUCAAAGUUGGGGAGGAAUUCGAGGAGCAGACUGUGGAUGGCCGUCCUUGCAAGAGCUUAGCCAAAUGGGAAAGAGAGAAUAAAAUGGUCUGUGAACAAAGGCUUCUGAAAGGCGAAGGCCCCAAGACUUCCUGGUCAAGGGAACUGACCAACGAUGGAGAGCUCAUCCUGACUAUGACUGCCGACGAUGUUGUCUGCACACGAAUUUACAUCAGGGACUGAUGACACCUAAGACCACCGAUCUUCUUCCGAGAAACAUCUGAAUCUUCAGGAAUGACUUCUUCUAAAGCAGAAAGUAUCCCUUACACAGCAUUCACCCAGCCAUACGUGAAUUCUUACGUCGUUAUUGUCUGAACCAAAACAUCCAUUUAUUUCAUUUUAAAUCUGAAUGUCCACGUCCGUCCUGAGCAUCACUGUAUUUGUGAUGGAAACGUGAAGGUGUCGACCAAAACCAAAUUGAUAUGCUAGGCUGUAUUAUAUUGUGUGUUAAUAACUGUAGAUUGCUCUUGGACUUCGUAGUCAUUUGUUAUUGUGAUUCCGCAGACCAAUUUAGAA